UUCGCGUUGCACAAAAGCACUUUCGACUCUUCGCCAGUCAUCAUCCUCAAAGACCAACUCUCCUCCGCCCCGCCAUUACCUUCCUUCUCGCAGCAUGUCUGCUCCCCCGUCCGAUGACGGUGACUCCCGGACCGCCGCCGUUGGACAGAUGAAUGGCGCCUCCGUUCGCUCCUCCCGGCAAAGUUCCCACGACUCGAACCCUCACCCUCGAAAGCGGCAACGACGCAACGGCGCCGCGGACGACCGCAAGGUCCAGGAUUUCGUGCCUCAGGGAGCCACCUUUAGCGCCCACUCGCUGGAUGUAGAUCCCGACGACGAGACGUCUUCCUCCGGCUCCGAUAGCGAGUCCGUGAGCACCAGUUCCUCCGAAGAGGAAGGGGACAAGGCCGGCGCGGCAGCAGCACCGCCCGUCAGUUGGAACAAGGGCAGCAAGAGUGCGAUUCGGACGUCACUCCGCGGGAGUCGCAACGCAGCUGAGGGGAAUCAGUCGAAGCCCGCUGCGUCGAAGUUCGACGCGGUCAAUGACAAGUUCUGGCGCAGCCGGAGCGCGUCGACUUCCUCGGCCAGUGGCCGCGGCGACGCCGCACCGAACAAGUCCGAUCGCGACGAUGAGAUGGAGGAGGGCGAGGUAGACGAGGCGGAGAGCUCGGCGGAAUCAAGCCAGAUGCAGGGAUCGGUGGACUCGGAUGACUCGGACUCGUUGGAUUCGGAGGCGGACGACUCGAUCCUGUUGAAUAUCGGCGAGCGGGGUCCCGGCCAGAAUCUGGGUCAGACUCAGGAUGGCAUUCUGACCCCAGACGGCGACGAUGAGUACGAGCCGGUCACCAAUGGUUACAAAAAACGCGGCGCACAGGACGAUCUCAUCGACUCCCCGAAGAUGUCGAAGGAAGAUGCACACCGCCGAUACGCCCAGAGGUACCCGACGGCUCCCUCCGUCCUCGCCGAUCUUCACCGGGAGGACAUGGACUUCCAGGCGAAGUACAGGUUCUACGACCGGGACAUCAACGCCAUCGAUCUCCAGCUCCCGAUUGCCUGUACGGAGUGUUUACAAGAGGGCCACCUGGCGGAAGUCUGUCCCUCGAAGGAGUGCGUCCAUUGCAAUGCCUGGAACGAACACCAAAGCAGCCUAUGCCCCACCUGGCGCCGCUGCCAACGCUGUCGCGAGCGCGGCCACGACGACGACACCUGCCCCUCCGCCCUGAAAGGCUCCGCCUCCGAGACCCCAUGCGACCUGUGCGGCUCGUCCGACCACCUCGAGCUCGACUGCGACAUGAUGUGGAAGCUCAGCACCCAACACGACUCCACGUCCGGCCCCGUCCUCGUCUCGAUCUCCUGCGCCAAGUGCUGCAGCAACCGCCACCUCAUCGGCGAUUGUCCCUCUCUCAAGAAACCCCUCCUCUCGUCCACCUGGACUCUCCACGGCAUUGACCCGGAGAUGGUCACAAACACCAACUCCGUGGUCAAUAAUUCCCGACGCGGCGGCGGCAACCGAGGCGGCCAAGCGCCGGGUCCCCGCGGCAUGAAGAUCCGCGGUCGGGCCGACCAGCACCGCCCACCGUCCUCCGACAGCGACGACAUGAUGAGUCGGCUGCGUCAGCCCGUCAACCGCAGUAAUAACAACAACAACAAUAACAGCAAUCGCGGACAUAUUCGGUUCGGAGCUGGCAUCGGCGCGAACAAUAGGAAUAUUGCACCGCCUGGUGGUGGCUAUCGACAGCGGUCCUUGUCGCCGAACGGCCGCCCGGGUCGCGGUGGCCGUGGCGGCGGCGGCGGUGGUGGAAGAGGCAGAGAUAGUUACCAGCCCUCGUCCGGAGGUCGAAAUGCGAGACCGCCACCCGCACCCUCGCGUCCGGCCAGAGGCGGCGGAGGAGGACGUGGUGGUGGUCGGGGUGGGAAGAGAGGAGGAGGGCCUGGUGGAGAUGCGUACCGUCCGCCGCGUCGCUGGUAAAAAGGCGUGGAUCGAUACAGGAUGUGAAUGGUUGAUUGAGUUGACACGACUGAUACCCCCUCUACGAGUGGCUGCGGGUAUAGAUGCAUGUUUGCGUACUUGGUAAAAUACCCCGGGAUGAUUAUCUUUCUUUUAUCUGUUUGUCUUAGUAUCUUCCCCCGAGACGGAGAGGAACCAGGGCAGGUCCUUUCUUCAGAGCAUUAUGUACAAAAGCCACAAAAAGCCAUUGUCUUUUCUCUAUUGAUCUAAAUCAUUGGGUCGAUGCCGCGGCCGUGGUGCAUCGGUUGUGGGAACUUUGUUUCCACCUCUGUGGCCGACGAACCCUUGGUCAAGGAUGUCAACCAGCUCGUCUAAACGCUCAAUGCAGAGAUCGGUAUGCUCGUGAUCCUCCAAAUGAGCAUUAUGGUCGUUGAGGAGGAGCACGGUCGCGGCCCCCGCCGUAUGCCCAGCCGUCAUAUCAUCGAGACUAUCUCCGAC
Molecule: messenger RNA, 2425 nt
Organism: Aspergillus uvarum CBS 121591
Lineage: Eukaryota; Fungi; Ascomycota; Eurotiomycetes; Eurotiales; Aspergillaceae
Product: zinc knuckle domain protein
Exons: 2
Coding region: 95-1948 (617 amino acids)
Molecular function (GO): zinc ion binding; nucleic acid binding
Source: RefSeq, a predicted model, not a curated record